This is a messenger RNA of Aspergillus novofumigatus IBT 16806, 820 nucleotides long. Its product is annotated as mitochondrial 37S ribosomal protein mS37. Gene Ontology annotation, cellular component: mitochondrial small ribosomal subunit. Gene Ontology annotation, molecular function: structural constituent of ribosome. The transcript has 3 exons. The record is from RefSeq and is a predicted model, not a curated record. Gene Ontology annotation, biological process: mitochondrial translation. Bases 52 to 357 code for a protein of 101 amino acids. Lineage: Eukaryota; Fungi; Ascomycota; Eurotiomycetes; Eurotiales; Aspergillaceae.
CUCUUCGAGUGCAAGAGUCUGAGAGAAUAUAGUCUCAAUUCGACUGUCAAAAUGCCUCCCAAGGGCGUCUCGACUCGCCUCAACCCCGUCCGCCUGCAGACCAUCCCUCAUCUGCGGGUUCGGCGUCCGAAUCAACAUGAGCAGAAUCCCUGCGUGACGAUCAUGUCGUCUAUGCUGAGCUGCUGGGCAUCUUCUGGAGGCUCUGUGGAGGGCUGCGCAGCGUUGGAGCAACAAUUGAGACAAUGCAUGGAUGGCCCGAAACCCAAGGGCAACAAGAAGAACACCAUCAACUACCACCUUAUGAGAAUGUAUCCCAAGGUCGUCGGACCUCAGAAGAAGGAGGGUCGUCUUGGUUAAAACCAGCUCGUCCGAUGCAUUGCGAAUUUACAUUCCCUGUCGCAAAUAUCACACCAGUUACUUAUCCUUCGGUCCCAGGCUCGAUUUCGUCGGCGGUGGCUUGACAGAACAACAGAGCUCUGGAGAGCCCUGGGUUACGAACUGAGUUGUGCUUGACGGGAAAAAUCAAAACACUAUCACCGGAGUUUGGGUCUCGAUUUACGGCAAUGACAACUUAAGGCUGUGCUUUUAUAUCAGGGGAUGUGGGAGUUUGUAUAUGUAUCUGUACAUUAAUCUGCCAAUUCAUAUAUCUUGUUUGUCAUCAGCGCCUCGUGAUUGUACAGUUCAUACUGCCAUAUUCCUCCGGUGCUUCGACUGAGUACGAAGCUGUACCAUUUCAAUUUGAUGACUGGCACGCAAGACGUGGUUGUACUAGUUUGGUUGUAGAAUAGCAUGGCUAAAUUCAUUCAUUCUCGCAGACUCG